Prorocentrum cordatum is the source of this 839-nucleotide messenger RNA. Lineage: Eukaryota; Dinophyceae; Prorocentrales; Prorocentraceae. The record is from the annotation of a GenBank genome assembly.
CGCUUUUUCUUCUUCGAAGAGAGGAGGCCGGCAGCGAGGCGCGCCGCGUCGCAUCGGCGGGAGUCUGUCCUGUCCCCCGGGCGCCGCGGGCUGCGCUGGGCAAGGUGGGGGCAGACGCUUCGCCACUGCGUGAUGUCCCCCGGGGCGCCGCGGGCGGCGCUGGGCAAGGUGGGGGCAGAGGGGCGUGCGGCGGCCUGGCUCUCGCGCGGAGGCCGGGCGGGGGGGGGCCAGGCCGGCCCACGCCGCACAGGCCUCGCGGGGCACCAGACCCAUUCCCAACCCCCAACCCCCAACCCCUUCCGCCCAACCCAACGGAAUAUUCCCGCCGCACGGCCAGCGAGCUGCUUCGCGCGGGCGCCACUUCUGGCGCGCCCGCGCGGACACACCGACCUGACACACGUCCUGAAGAUCAUCGAGAAAGCGAAGCGGAUGGUGCACGAGAGGGCCCAAAGCCCUGGACGCCGUAGGAGGAGAGAGGAGGAGGAGGCGGAGGAGGAGGAGGAGAAAGACAGAGGAUGUGAGCAAGGAUGGCUGGCACCAGAGCCUCACCGGCCCCGCCCGAUGAACCUGCCGGCCGCCUGCAGGCCUCUGCCCGCGAGGCCCAGCGCGCUGGCCGCGGCCACCGCCCCGGCCCCCGCGGCCGGCGCUGGCUUGGGCUGCUGCGACGCCUCCGGCUUCGGCGGUGGCGGCGGCGGCGGCGGCGGCGGCGGCGGCGGCGGCGGCCGCGUACGGCUGGACUGGCGGCUGGGCCGGCACUGCCAGAGGGGGUCGCCGCUGCGGUGGGUUCACGUCGCGAUGGCGUCGGCAAUGGGCCUCUGGCACCGCGCGGGUCGCUUUCC